UGAGCUAAUCUCGUCCUUUUAACUGAAAGAGCAGCAAAACUCUGUGGGGAAGACCAUGCGCCUUUACUGGAGGGAAUCCAGCUGAUUGCUUAAAACCAGUCACACCCAUCCUAAAGCACACAGGAAACAGCCUCAUAAAACAACUCCUGGACUCAGGUGAGCCAGGACUGCAUCUCCCUGCCAAACGUAAUUCUGUCUUGAAGAGGAUAUCAAUUAUCUGACUUACAAGGGUGUAACAAGGGGUGAAAGGCCCAACUGGGACAAAUAUGGGAAACGAGCAGUCACAUAACAUAGAAGUAGCUGAGAAUGGGACUAUUGGUGAAAAGCAUGAAAACGGGUCAGUAAACGGUCUCUCGACAAACAUCACGUCUAACGGGCUGGAUGUGGAUGUUAAGAGCAACGUCAUUGUCCACCCGGACGACGGGCCCCAAUCUCCAACCCUUGUAAUAGAAUCAAGCAACAAUGGGAAGGUUGAGUUGGAAGUUCCAUCGGUUAUUUCUGAAAUAAUCACCAAGGAGGAGGAGGAGGAGGAGGAGGUCGCCACGGCCAAGGAAGGAAAGGCUCACCUGUUUGGAAAACUGUUCAAAAAGAAAGCAGCUCGUGCAGUUGAUAAAGACAAGGUUCUGGAACGAGAGAAAGAGACGUCAGGGGAAGAUCAGGUGGACGUGGGUCAGCUUCCCACUGAGCCACAGCAGGAAACAUCUCACCUAAAGCAGGACUCUGAAUCCCCGCCGGAGGCACAGACUGGGACUCCAGACUCCAGUCCAGAGGAAGAGCCGGCUCCUGACGCUGAGGACGGAAACCAAAGCCAAGAGGAGAGGAACCCAGAAGAUAAUCCAGUUAUGAACUUCUUCAAAACACUAGUGACUACUACUAAAACUUCCAAAAAAGAAACAGCUGCACCUGAUGCCUCAAAAGAUCAGUCCCCGAAGGAGCUCCAGCCUGCAGCAACCACAACUGCUGCGCAGAUAUCUGAGCCCCCUGCAGCCCCCAAAGGAAUGCCCGUCCCACCUCCUCCUCCUCCAGAGCCGCCCAAGAUGGAAGUCAAAGGAGAAGCAACUGCCAAACCGGUAAAGCCGGUGUCGAAAGAGGAACCCAAAGCUGCCGGGAAACAAACUGAGCCCUCAAAAGGAAAAUCAGCCAAAGAUACUCUGAACAGGUUCUUUCGCCAAAAGGAGACACCAGUGGAGGGGCCAGAUCCUGUUAUAGAAGUGAAGAUUGAAAACAAGGCUGAACCUCAGCAGGCAGCAGUGGAGGUCCAGCAAAUUGUUGAAGUGCAGAAGGUGGACCCUUCAAAAGCAGGAACUCUGGAGGCGACUGCAAAGCCAGAACCCCCACCGCCUGUCCAGGAAGAAAAGAAAUUAUCUUCAAAAUCAUCCUUCCUUUCCCUCUUCAAGCCCAAAGUACUGUUAGAUCACAUGACCACAAAAGUCCAAGCAGCCUCCACAAGUGGAGUUCAGCUCUUCAAGAAAACUACUGGACUGGCGGCUGAGCCCAAGAAGACGACUGCUCCUCCGGCAGCAGAAGCCGCUCACGCAGCCAAAGCCAAGGAGGAGCCCAAAGCAGCAGCAGCCAAGUCUGCAGACGCUGCUGCAGAAAACAAACCGGCCUCCGUGGCCUCUCAGGCUGGAGAGGACGCACCACAUGUUCCCAAAAGACUGGAGAAGAGAAACUCCAUCCACUUGUUCUUUAAAAAUCUGAGUCAGAAACGUCACUCCACAGACGCCGGGGUCCAGACGGAAGCAGCGGCUGCUCCAGCGGCUGACAAAACUAAAUGAAAAGUUUCCUUGUACAGGCACCUCCUCCCCCACUUCUCCCUCUGGUAGCUCCUGCUCUUUAUCUCUGCGUCUCUCUUAACUUUAACUACUUUUUAUAGACAUUACAAUUUAUACGGAAGAGUAUUAGGGCCAGGCAAGAGAAAAGAAAUUUGAGAGGGGAAGAUUUUUUUUUAUUGUGCACUUCAAGAAAUGUCGAGAAAAAAGUGGAAAUGUCGAGAUUAAUGUUGAAAUACAAUUUCGAGAAAAAAGUCGAAAUUUCAUGAAUAAAGUCGAAGAUUUCGUCUUUUUUCUCGACAUUUUGACUUUUUUCUCGAAAUUAUACUUCAACAUUAACCUCGACUUUUCUACUUUUUUCUCAACAUUUCAACUUUUUUCUCAACAUUUCAACUUUAUUCACGAAAUUUUGACUUUUUUCUCGACUUUUCGACUUUUUUCUCGAAGUGCAUAAUGAAAAAAAAAUCUUCCUCCUCUAAAAUAUUAUUUUUAUUUUUCUCCUGCCUGGCCCUAAUACUCUUCCGUACAAUUUGAACAGAAAUGUUGUUGGAAUGAUAAAGGAAAGUGAUCAGAAGGAGUUGUAAGCAAGUAUGGAAGCGAGAGGUGAUCUGGGAGAGUAAAAGGCCGACUAAAUGGCAACCUUAUUGAGAUUUAUAUAUUUUUGAUCUUGCAUGUUCUGAUAAGUAUAGCAACAUUAGUGUGACAUUUUUUUCUACAAACUUUUGGGCCUAAUGUGACUCCUCCCGCUUAAUCUCUACCAUACUGUGCAAAUGCAAUUCAUGGACCUUUGCUUUUCUUUUAAUAAUUGAUUUCUGUGAAAAACUAAAACCAAUUUGUCGGGUCAUAUGAGUUUAGUUUUUUAUAGUUUAUACCGGGAAAUCCAUGCAGUUGUGAUAAUGCGGGGUUGAUAUAAAACGGAAGAUGUGUUUAAAUAAUACAAAUAAAAAGAUGAAACUUGAUGUCACUGUAUAAAGCAGAUAUAAGAAGCAUGCUUAUAAAGCUAAUUGCAAAAGAUGUUUGAACUCCUUGUAAGUUGGUUGCAGACAAAAGAAGAGGCAAAUCCUGGUCUACACUCUUCUGUGAGAAACUGUCUAUACUAAUGUUUAAAAAACCCACUUGAGAUAGCAAAAUGUUGUGUAAAUGUGUCCUUGUAUCUUGUUCUUUUUUGCUGUUUUGUUUUGUUUUGAGCAAUCAAUUACUCAUUAACUUCUAUCAGCACUUACCUUCAUGUGAUUAUUUAUUUUGAAGUCCUACUGUGUUAGUCCUCUGUCUUGAGCAUUUGUGCAAUUAAUAUGAUGAUAUAUAUAUAUAUAUAUAUAUAUAUAUAUAUAUAUAUAUAUAUAUAUAUAU
Messenger RNA from Cololabis saira (Pacific saury), 3122 nucleotides. It is a transcript of the gene bcas1, whose product is annotated as brain enriched myelin associated protein 1. Lineage: Eukaryota; Metazoa; Chordata; Actinopteri; Beloniformes; Belonidae. The transcript has 14 exons. The coding region runs from base 267 to 1778 and encodes 503 amino acids. The record is from RefSeq and is a predicted model, not a curated record.